Saccharomycodes ludwigii is the source of this 552-nucleotide messenger RNA. RefSeq lists its product as uncharacterized. The record is from RefSeq and is a predicted model, not a curated record. Bases 1 to 552 code for a protein of 183 amino acids. The transcript has a single exon. NCBI's taxonomy places the organism in Eukaryota, Fungi, Ascomycota, Saccharomycetes, Saccharomycodales, Saccharomycodaceae.
AUGAUUAGUAAUAAAAGCAAUGCUAACAUCGCUGCUACUCCUAUCAGAAAAGAUAGUAUUGUCAGUACCAAUAAUAAACCCUUAAGAGCUCAUGUCUGUGUAAACUAUUACUCUCAACCAUCACCAUCACCAUCGACUGAAAACUGUGCAACUCCUAAGGAUGAAAACGGAAAUUUGGGGUGCUUUUGUUUUAAAACAACAACAUUAGAUUUGGAGCCACCCUUUGAUGACAACGAACAACGUUACGACGAAGGUACUAAUUCAUUUUUUGAUAAUUUUUUCCUAGAAAAAGAUAGGUCACAAGGAAAUUCAAGGAAAAACAGUAUUUCCAGCCUUGAUAGUCUCAACAAUCGGUUAAUCCAAUGCGAUCAUGAAAACUGUAACAAAAGUGAGAUCAGUCCAUCGAAAGAACCCUCAGAAACCGAUGAGUAUGAUGAGUGCGAACAUACUGCAAAUACUUGUAUUAAUUCUUUGAAAUGUCAUAGGCAUCAUCAUAGAAGAGGUUCUGUUGCAAUUAAAUUCGACAAGAAAAUUGUAAGUUAUAAUGAUUAA